AUGAUCAGGUCAAUCCAGGGUGCUCAGCGCUUGGAUUCGCGAGGACACCCAACUGUUCAAGUUGACCUCACUACGGACAAAGGCACCUUUCGGGCCAUCGUUCCUUCUGGUGCGUCUACAGGUGCGAAGGAAGCCAUUGAACUGCGGGAUGGGGAUAGUCCUGCAUAUGGCGGCAAGGGAGUCCAGAAAGCUGUUACGAACAUCGGACUAGUCAUUGGUCCUGCUCUAGUACAGAGUGGGCUCAAGGUCGAUACAGACCAGAAAAUGAUAGAUUGUCUUCUCAAGCAUCUAGACGGUACGGAAAACAAGUCAAAGCUCGGGGCGAACGCGAUUUUGGGUGUCAGCAUGGCAUGUGCCAGAGCCGGUGCCGCAGAUUUAGGAAUUCCGUUAUACGAGUUUCUUCGACGCGAGUCUGGAGCGAAAAAGCCAUUUGUGAUGCCAGUGCCGUUCUUCAAUGUCAUAAAUGGAGGUGUGCAUUCGACUAACAAGAUGGGUUUCCAAGAGACUAUGAUCGCUCCCGUUGGAGCGUCUUCUUUCACGCAAGCAGUACGAAUGGGUUGCGAGGUUUACCAGCAGCUAAAGAAGGUCAUUGUUGAGAAGUUUGGAUCAUCUGCGAUCGGUAUUGGGGAUGAAGGAGGGUUCGCACCACCUAUUUUUCAGCCUCAUGAGGCGCUAGACCUCCUGGUCGAAGCCGCCUCUCUUGCUGGUUAUACCGGCAGGAUAAAAUUCGCCCUUGAUCCUGCAUCGACCGAAUUCUACAGCGAUGGGAUCUAUGAUAUCGGAUUCAAAGACGACAAGCCUAGCUUGCAAAAGCCAAAGCACCUCACAGACCUGUAUCGCUCAUUGCUGCAAAAUUAUCCUAUCGUUUUACUGGAAGAUCCCUUUGCCGAAACGGAUUGGGGCAGUUGGGCUGAAUUUAACAAAGGAUGUUCAGCCGAACUGGUCGGAGAUGAUUUAUUGGCCACGAAUACGAAAUACGUGAAGAAGGCCAACGACACGAGAGCGUGCAAUUCUAUGCUGCUCAAAAUCAACCAAAUAGGUACCAUCUCCGAAGCAUUAGAGGCGGCGAAUUUGGCCUACAGUUUUGACUGGAGUGUUUUCGUGUCCCACCGGUCGGGGAGACGACCGAUGAUUUCAUUGCAGAUUUGGCAGACGGGUCAUCUUAAAUCUGGGGCACCCUGUCGGGGCGAGAGAGUUGCUAAGUAUAAUAGACUCAUGGAUAUCGAGGCAGAUCUUUUGAGAAAGGGCGAAGAAUGCCUCUAUGCUGGUUCCCAAUUCAGGGUGGCAUCGAAGUAUUGA
Messenger RNA from Penicillium mononematosum, 1299 nucleotides. RefSeq names its product enolase. The transcript is spliced from 6 exons. Lineage: Eukaryota; Fungi; Ascomycota; Eurotiomycetes; Eurotiales; Aspergillaceae. The record is from RefSeq and is a predicted model, not a curated record. Gene Ontology annotation, cellular component: phosphopyruvate hydratase complex. Bases 1 to 1299 code for a protein of 432 amino acids. Gene Ontology annotation, molecular function: phosphopyruvate hydratase activity; magnesium ion binding. Gene Ontology annotation, biological process: glycolytic process.